AUAAAUUAUGAGGUUUAUUAUGCCGUAUAUCUAUAGUGGCAACUAGAAAGCUCUCAGCUUUCACCUAUUAUUAUUGCUUGUAAGAAGUAAAAAUUUACUGAACCAAGCGAAAUUGGAUAUACAUAUACAGUGUGUCCCUAUUAUCUGAAGCGUAUCUCUCUUCCUUCUAUUUACUGCGCUGAAUUUUAGUAUGAAAAUAAUAGUAUGACAUUCUAUAGUCUAAAAUGUGAUUGGAACAGUCUGUGAUAGGUAUGUAAAAAUGUUCAGAAUAAUUACAGUCUUAUAAUUGUUGGAAUAUUAGAAUCAACUCAUUUUUUAUUUGAAAAAUUUAUAUUCAUAAAUGAUAACAUGUAUUGACGGCAGUAAAUAGAGUAAACCGAUUGCUAUGUUGGUAACAGCUAAAUUAGUACAUCUAAAAAUUGGCAAGCAGUUUUACAUAUUUAAUUGUUGGUUAUUUAAAGUGAAAAGUAGUAUAUGAACAAUUUUGAUUUAUUUGAAAUUAAAUAUAAAUCAUUGAAAUGGGUUCUGUACAAAGCACUCGUAAACUUACUAUAAAUAAUGAAGAAAUAGGUGUUGUAGGAAUAUCAGAAUCAGUUGUAGAACGAUUAAUUCAAAAAGUUAAUGAAAAAAGUGAAAUUGGGAAUGAAGUAAGACCUAGUACUGUUAAGACACCAUCUCCUAGCGAAAAUGUAUCUCCACAGUAUUCUCAAAGUGGUGAUACAGCAGUCACUUCUGGAUACGCCGUCCCUUAUCCACAAUUAACAAUAACUGCCCUUAAAAUGCAGCAACAAAAAGAACAGGAACUGCGUAACCAAGAAAAAUAUUGGCAAAAACGCUUGGAGAAUUUGCAGCAAAAGCAUGCAAAGAUUAAUAAUAUUAUAAAUCUAGAAUAUAAAAGAGCAGUAAAUGAAUUAAAAGCAAAUGAUGGUAAAAAACCAAAUAUUGAAGAUACUGUACAACCAUGCCAGAACAGUUCAGAAAAAGUACUCAAAUGUUAUCAAGAUCAUCCGAAAGAAAUUUUGAAGUGUUCCGAUUUAGUUGAAGAAUUUUCUUCUUGUGUGGAUGAACGUCGUGCACGUGUGAUUUCUGCACGUUGUUAAUAUAUUUUAAUAUCCAACAAUACUGCUAGUGUUCAAUUAAAUUUAAUGUUCUUUAAGCAAACAAAUUUAGUCAUUGAAAAUAAAUUAUCUAGUGCUUAAUAAAAUUUUGACUAUUUAUUUUUACAUUACAGCGCUGUUUAUUGUA
Messenger RNA from Megachile rotundata (alfalfa leafcutting bee), 1245 nucleotides. RefSeq names its product Coiled-coil-helix-coiled-coil-helix domain containing 3 (gene Chchd3). NCBI's taxonomy places the organism in Eukaryota, Metazoa, Arthropoda, Insecta, Hymenoptera, Megachilidae. Gene Ontology annotation, cellular component: MICOS complex. The record is from RefSeq and is a predicted model, not a curated record. Gene Ontology annotation, biological process: inner mitochondrial membrane organization.